AGCGAGUGUGGGCGUGCCUUGGCACUAGUCACGAGCGACCAGCCGCCGACCCCGAGACGAGAUAGCUCCUCGCUCUUAUCUAGCGUGUGAGGCCCCCUCACUUUGCCCCAAGAAUCCGUCAGGGGGGCAUGCAAGGGUAGCUGAGAGCAACUGUUUUGUAUUUCUGGACAGCCUCGCCAAUCUCCUCCAAUUGCUGUCUCUAGGAAUCUCUCCCUCCUCCACCUCGCAGCAUCCUCCAUCGUUGACUUUGGCGUGUUCUCCGCCUCCCCGUACCCCACACGACACUAACAUGUCACGACCAACGCCGACAUCCAAAUCGUGGGAUGGGCAACCAACUAGGCGAGAUUCGCCGCAUGGCCCGGAAUCUAGACUUGUGGGAGAAGAACAGGCUUUGCUUGACGAUGACGAUGGCAGCGACCACUCAAUCGGCGAACCGCGCCCUCGUCGAUUCGACAGGAGAAGAUCAUCUGUCUCCAACAGACUAGCAGCCAUGGCAGACAUCGGAGGGCCAAACAGUUUUCGCUCGUUCACGAGGAGCUGGCAGCGAGCAGCGGCCUUCGCCGAAGUCAUCCCUAGACAGCCAAGCUUUGUGUACACACAAGGACCUGACGGUUCAGCCAAUGCUGAAGCAGACGAUAUUCAAUACGGCAGAAACCAAAUCGAACGAAUGCCCACCCAGUCAAGCUUGCUAAGCCAACACCUAGGCUCGCCGCCAUCAGCAAUCUCGUACCAAGGGUCUACCGCUGGCCCUAGCCAGCACAUCGAAGCCAACCAGCAACCAACAGAAGAUUUCCGGGCCCGAGAGAGUAAACUUCUAGACGCAGAAAUGGCAUCCGGGGCUAUUACGACAUCCCUAUCAAGCAGGUCGAGUAUUUUUGCCAGCCCGCCUCAUCUGUCAUCGCCCUCCAUUAUCGGAAGCUACGGGUCCUAUCACUCACAAUAUGGCACGAUGGGAAGCAGCACCAGUCGACGACGCCCAUCGAUACGCAGAAUAGAACCAGAUGAAGACGUUGAGGGCCCAGCCCUUGGGGAAGAGCAUCCUAUCCUUGUCAAGGAAGUAAAACAAGGCGACCGAGUCGUGUUGACCGUAGAAGGUCAGAGCACGCUACCACAGUCCGUCUUCAAUGCAAUCAACGCCAUUAUUGGUGUUGGUAUGUUGAGUCUGCCUCUUGCGUUUAAAAUGAGUGGAUGGAUCAUUGGGCUCACUAUCAUGACGGUGAUGGCCGGCGUCACAGCACAUACAGGAAAACUGAUUGGGAAGUGCAUGGAAUACGACAAGAGCCUGAUUACAUAUUCGGAUCUUGCGUAUGUGUCUUUUGGCCCACGAGCCCGCGUUAUUGUGUCCACUCUGUUUACACUGGAGCUGGUCGCCGCAUGUGUUGCUCUGGUUAUUCUAUUCGCUGAUUCAUUAGCCCUUCUGCUCCCUAGCCUGGGUAGCGUGAAUACUUGGAAAUGCGUCUGUGCCGCUCUUAUUCUGAUAUUGAAUGCUCUUCCCCUUCGAUGGUUGAGUUAUACUAGCGUCAUUGGUAUAUUCUCCACAUUCGGAAUUGUAUGCGUGAUUGCUGCCGACGGCCUUCUCAAGUCUGAAUCCCCAGGCUCUCUCUGGGAACCAGCAGCGACCUACCUGCUCCCAUCAAACUGGUUGUCUCUUCCAUUGGCGUAUGGGUUGAUGGCUAGCCCCUGGGGCGCGCACUCGGUGUUCCCUUCAAUCUACAGAGAUAUGAGGCAUCCGUACAAAUGGAACAAGGCCGUAAAGGUUACAUUUUCUUUCUCGUAUGUUCUUGAUACAUGCCUAGCUGUCAUAGGCAUAUUGAUGUUUGGCGAUGAUAUCAAAGAAACAAUCACUUCCAACAUUAUCAAGACUAGUGGUUAUCCCGAAACCCUGACAGUUUUCAUGUGCAUCUGUGUUGCAAUCAUUCCCCUCACAAAGAUUCCUCUCAGCGCUCGCCCGUUAAUCACAACAGCAGACGUGUUAUGUGGCCUACACUACGAACGACCACAGACAUCGGAUACGAGACGUUGGAUUGAUGCUAUUCAUCGUGGUAUCAUCCGCAUAUCGGUGGUAAUGGUACUGUUAUUCAUAUCUAUCGCCUUCCCUGCUUUCGAUUCUGUCUGCGCCUUUCUCGGUGCCGCCCUAUGCACACUGAUUUCAAUUCUUCUACCAGUUGCGUUUUAUCUUAAACUACACUGGGAAGACAUUAGUAAGAUUGAAAAGGCUUUAUCCUGGGCCAUCCUGGCAUCGUUUUCUGUCUUCGGAAUCGUGGGCACAAUUUGGACGUUCCUCCCAAAGGAUCUUGUUGGUGCUUAGGUAGCGUUUCAAGGAGCGAAAUAAAACAAUCUAAUUUAGUAGAGCCUUCUUUGGGACGCCUGCCACUAUGAACUCCACGUGAAUUCCGCAAGAGCCCGGUCACUCUAACCGAGAAACUCCGGUGCUCGCUACCUAGGUCAGUGUCUACAAUCACAAAAGCCAAUGAUAAAGUUGUAAGCAGUGUGUGUGAGUGGGUAACUUCUGGUAUUGUGGACUAUCUAAAUAAAAAUUAUCUGAUACGCAGGAAGCGAGUUGAUGUCUGCUUAAGCAUGCACAUGAUAGACAAAACACACCAUGCAGUAGUCUUGAUACCAUCAGUGCUGACUGCAAUUGAAUGCAGCAUCUUCUUAGCAACUCAACCGUGAUUGGUGGCUGCAAGAGAAGCGUCUCUUACCAACCACCAACCCACUCAAGAUCUCCUUCGGCGCGCUUGUUCUGGCGCCAAUUCCAAUCUUUUCCCCUGGUCCAAGGGUUUUCCUUGGGUCGAUCCUUAAGCCAACUCUUGUGUUGAGAGAAAUCUGUAGCGCUGGGUUCUUGGUAAGACUUUCCAAAGCCCACUUGACGGCGAGGCUUGAAAGCGGACUGCCUCUCCUCUGCAACACUAGCCUGACCCCGGCGACGUUCGCCGAGAGCAGCCCACUUGUCAAAAGUGCUGCGCUUGGAAGGUGGUGAAUAACGAGGAAUAAUCUGUUCAACUGGUUUUGCCUCCUCAAUUUCUUGAAAGAAAAAGCCGUCUGCAACCAAGUCGUCAUCCACGUUGCCCUUGAUCUCAUCAGUAGAACCAUGUAGUGGCUGAACUGAGCUAUCAAUGUUGACACGCUUCACACUUUCUUGACUCCAAGUGCGCGAAUUGAGGGCUUUGCGAGUCUGUCUCUCUUGUUCACGCUCUUCCUCUUCGUCUUCCUCCCACAUGUCACUCCAGCUCUUAGAAACGGAGUCUUGGUGGCGACCAAAAACGGUUGACAUGGAAAGAGGCGCUGGCUUCGACAUGGUAAUGGGCAGAGAGCCGGCGACAGUGAGCUUGGCGGGAAGAGGCUUUCCAAUAGUCAAGUUUUUCAUGGACGUGGUGAGAUGAGAACCCAUCAUGGACGACAGAGAAGGAGUGUGGACAGCAGCAGAGCACCAGUCGACCGUCUCUUCAGACUUGGAGAAAAGAUCUUCCGUGUAGCUCUCAUCGUCUGGAAUGACACUGAGUUGGCGACCCUCCUUGGGAGUAGCAUGGAGGACCCUGGUCCACGGGAAGUUUCCGAGUUCCAUCUGAGGGCUCUGAAUGGAUGGUGUGCGGAGCGGUUCACGGUUGGCAGAUGAGACAGUUGCCUUUUCGGCUCCACAGAAGUCGUCCAGGCUUUCAUCUUCAGUCGUGAAGCUAACAACUCGCAUCAAAGCAUCACGAGCACCAACGAUAGAUCUGCGCUUCGGAUCCAAGUUCAUGCAUUGAACAAUGACUUCGUAGGUGUCUUGCGACAUAUCCGGGAAUACGUCAAAUAGACUUUGCUUGUCUCGCGAGUAGUCAAGGAAAAUCGGAUCCGCUUCAGUGGGAGUCGUGAAGGGGUUUCUAGAGAACAGAAUGUUCAACAAACAGAUGCCAAUGGCCCAGAUGUCAGCCUCAGCUGGAGCGUAACCGUCACCGGCAGAGUCGAACUGCUCUGGGGCCAUAUAACGGUCACUUCCAACAGUCAUCUCGUACGACCACUUGUCGGUUGUUGCAAGUCCAAAGUCUCCCAGCUUCAGAGACCCGUCUUGGGUAAGGAAAAUGUUUUCGGGUUUGAUGUCUCGGUGAUACACGCCUUUAGAGUGGAUAAAGGAGACAGCAUCAACAAGCUGAAGCAUAAAUUGACGAACAUGCUCAGUUUGCAGGGGACCAUGACCGUUGCGAAUAGCUUCAUACAAGUCACCCUGACCACAGAAUUCCAUCACCAGAUAGAAAUGAGAUUCGGUUUCAAACGAGUUCAGGAGGUUGACAAUGUUUUCAUGUGUGCCUAGGCUGCGGUGGAGAGCAAAUUCCUCAGAGUGGUCGUCAACAGCAAACUCUUGCUCGUCGUCGGCACCAUCUGACUUCUUUGUCAGGCACUUGAUGGCAACUGGUUGAUUGGUCAUCAAAUCCUGAGCAAGGAAAACCAUACCGAAGGAACCAUGGUUGAGAGGUGAGAGGGUCUGGUAGCGUCCCCCGUCAAGGAGAAGGCCACCAAUGAAUUUUUCCCGUAGGCACUCCAUGCCGUGGGACGUGAAAGAACAGUUGGAUGGCGGGUGAGAGCCAAAAAAAAGAUACAACAGGGUUUACCGGAAGUAAACGUAACAAAAAAGGAUAACGGUGGUAGUUGUACAAUAACCGAUGUUAUUUCGCCGUUAUAGACACGUCGCGGGGUAUGAUAUAAUAAAUUGCCGGACGUGAAUUGCUCAGCCUAUGCGGGGCAGCUGAUAAUUUGUAGAUGUGCUUGCGAAAGAGUCUUCCUAAAAUGAAGACUGUGGUGAGAGAAUUGAGUGAUGAGAAUGUACAGAUAUCGCUGGCAGUUUGGAAAAGUGAUAUAGCAUCCGCAAGCGUAUAGGAUGUGUUCGUAGCAAAAAAGAAAAGAAAAGAUCGAAAAUCAAAGGCUCAUUUGAAGGAUUUCAACAGUAUUGGAACAAAAGAAAUGGAUGGUCGAAACGUCGUAGCGAUGGCCGCAAGAGAGCCGAGGUGGCCUCAAUGGUUUGAAGAAGAUGGGAGAAAAUCGUUAUGAUGACAUGGGAAGUCGUUUUCGGUGAGUGGUGUAACAGAAUGAUCUCCAACAACGUUGCAGGCCAAGUACAAUCAACCAACGGCGGGGGUCGAAGCCGUAUGGGAAGAGAUGAGUAUGAGGGGUGAGAUGGGUGCCUGGUAGGUUUCGUAAUCAGGCCAACCAAAGCGUCGCUGCGCGAAUGAAAGGCGAUGCACAAAGGCAAAGCUAAAAAGCGGCUACGCUAUAAUAUGAGAGUGUCGAAAGGGGAGAACCCCAACGACUCAAUCCGUGGUGGUUGGAAGGUGAGGACUGCCGGAGUAGGCGAGAGCGGUCGGUGCGAGGCGAGGGGUCGAGUGUGCAAGAUUGGAGCUCGCAAUUCGCUUAUGUGCUUAAUCUGGCGAUGCAAAAUAGCAACAACACUUCUUUCUCUUCGAUCUAGUUGGUAAAAGUCGAGGCGAAAAUACUAGACUUGCUUGCUGGGCGGCGUAGUCGGGGAGUGACAGACAGCUCGUGACUCGUACAGUUGUUGGAAACGACGAGAAUGGUUGGGAUGCAAGGUCGAAGAGAGAAGAAGGUCGUUAGACCAGUAGAUAAGAGGGCGAGGCGGAAAGAAGGAGAGUAGAAGGAGGGCGGAAAGAGGAUGAUGGGAAGGUUAAGAGAGGUAGAGAUGGAAGGGACAGCAAGCAGGAGAGAGGAAAGGGCGACGAAGCGGUGAUGAAUGGGUGGAUGGAUGGAACCAAGUGGAACUGGGGGGCGGCGAGUCGAAG
Molecule: messenger RNA, 5771 nt
Organism: [Torrubiella] hemipterigena
Lineage: Eukaryota; Fungi; Ascomycota; Sordariomycetes; Hypocreales; Clavicipitaceae
Source: the annotation of a GenBank genome assembly